This is a messenger RNA of Fundulus heteroclitus (mummichog), 5247 nucleotides long. It is a transcript of the gene cep170aa, whose product is annotated as centrosomal protein 170Aa. The transcript is spliced from 23 exons. Gene Ontology annotation, molecular function: protein binding. The coding region runs from base 213 to 5078 and encodes 1621 amino acids. Gene Ontology annotation, cellular component: centriole. The record is from RefSeq and is a predicted model, not a curated record. Lineage: Eukaryota; Metazoa; Chordata; Actinopteri; Cyprinodontiformes; Fundulidae.
UCCAGGGGAGUAGCUUAUUGCUGCUGAGCAACGGAGGAAGAGAAGGCCAGCGCUCUCAGGGCUGGGUUCUACACACACACACCCUCAGCAGCGGCGUACAGCGAAAAGAAAAGGGAUGGCCUAGCUUCGUUGUGCUGCCAGUGGUCUAUCAGCUGCGGUCUGUCCCCUGGACCAGAGGAGGUGUGUAGAAGAGGCAGCAGCAGGGAGCAGAGAUGAGCGUGACCUCCUGGUUCCUGGUGAGCAGCGGGGGAACUCGUCAUCGACUCCCCCGGGAAAUGAUCUUCGUCGGCAGGGAUGACUGCGAGCUCAUGCUGCAGUCUCGUAGCGUCGACAAGCAGCACGCGGUCAUCAACUAUGAGUCGGGGGCCGAUGAACACAAGGUGAAGGAUCUGGGAAGCCUGAACGGGACCUUUGUAAACGAUGUCCGCAUUCAGGAGCAAAUGUAUAUCACGCUGAAGCUGGAGGACAAGCUGAGGUUUGGAUAUGAUACCAAUCUGUUCACGGUGGUGAGAGGAGAGCUCACUGUGCCUGAAGAGGCUCUAAAACAUGAAAAGUUCACCAGUGGCCUCCAGCUUAGCAAGAAGCCAUCCAACGGCGAAACCACUGCCAAGACGACCACGAGCAAUUCUCCUUCUAAGACCCCAACAAAAACGCCAAAGUCACCCAGCAGCACCGCUCCAAAGUCUGUGGAGAGCAGAGCAACAGAUGGGGUCACUUCCUCCAGAGAACAGUCAGCUAAACCUGUGGACUCUCACAAAGCAGAGGAGAGGAUAGGAGGGGACAUUACAGCUCUGCCUCGUGGGACUCCGCUGUAUGGCCAGCCCUCAUGGUGGGGGGAUGGAGAUGCAGAUGAUGAGAACUCCUUCAAACAGGAAACCAAGUCCUCCUCGUCCAAAAAACACGACGGCCCCAUUUCAGAGAGCAAAGAGGCCCGUCGAGGAGAGAAAGCUAAAGAGGACGGCCUUCAUGCAUCCCCUGCUCUCGAUCCCACUUACUUUGAGGUGCCCACAAAGGAAGGUCACAUGGCAACUAAUGGCAUCCAUGAAAUUCCCACCAAGGACACAGAGGAUGCUCCCACUCCAGGCAGCACCACUGCAGCUCAAGGGCACGCCUCCUUCACCAUAGAGUUUGACAGCACCUCUCCGGGGAAAGUCACCAUUAAGGACCAUGUGUCAAAGUUCACAUCGGACCACCACAGGUCACGCACCAAGAAGAGCGCGGCGGGAGGCAAGGACCUCACAACGCUGCAGGCCGCCAUGAUGGCGUCGGAGAGCAAGGUGGCUGAUUGGCUGGCUCAUAACGACCCCACUUUGGUGCGCAGUGAGUCAACAGAGGACGACGGCAAGAGCACCAAGAGCAUCAAGAGCGACGUCCCGGUCCACCUUAAAAGGCUCAAAGUAGGGAGCAAACACGAGGACGGCACCCAAAGCGACUCCGAGAACGGAGUAGGCCUGCGUUUCGCCAACCGUAGACACGCCCUCGAGGAGCGCCUGAAAACGGCACACAACCACGUGGGCGGAGGAGCGGCAGGGGCGACUACGACCGUCAGCGGGACCAGAGCAGCCGGUAGCCGAACGGCCUUCAUGAUCGAGUUCUACGACGAGGAAAACCCUCGCAAGCGUCGGUCUUACUCGUUUUCCCAGACUGCUCCCCUGCUGGGGGGCGGAGUAGGUGGAGAGGGACUGUGUCCUCAGCCUCCAUCUCACCCGAAGGUGUUUAGUAUUUCAACUUCUGCCGCCUCAACUGCAGAUCCAGGUAAAGCUCCCGCUCCAAUACCAGCUACCGUGACUGUGGGCGCUCCCACCGCUGCCCGUGUGCUCCUCAAGCAGAGGUCAGAGGACCAGAGUAUCGGCCGGAGCUCGGCCAGCACUGGGCUGGCAACAGGCAGCCCCACGACCCCUAGCGAGGGUUCAGUCCUCGGCAGAGGAGCGGGAACUGCUGGGGGGGAGGCAGACGACGACCACAGUGAUAAGGGGACCUAUACUAUCGAGCUAGAGAACAAAAACCCAGAAGAAGAGGAGGCCAGGCGCAUGAUAGACAAGGUGUUUGGGGUUCAGGAGAAUGCAAACGCCUCGGUUUUGUCUGACCUAAAAGGAAAAGUAAAGGACUCGGGAGAGACUGGGAAAGAGGCUCUUGUUGGUGACUCAAGCUGGGUCUCUCAGUGGGCCAGUUUAGCUGCUAAUCAAGCAAGGACCGACCCAGAAGGUUCUGGAGCAGAAGCAGCGACAUUCCUGCACAAAGAGCGAGGGUCGGAUGCCUUUGAGUCUGCGCCCCCUCCCCUGGGCAAAGGUGAAUUCUGCUCCAGUCUGACCGACCGUAAACGCAGGACCCUCCCCCAGCUCCCAGUGGAUGACCCCAGGGCUAAAUCCAGUCCCAAAGCACUGAGGUCUGAGAUAGGGGAGAAACAGGACACUGAGCCCCAGGAAAAAGAGAACAAGGGAGACGGAGAGUCCCCCACCCCCAUGGAGGGUUGCGAAAUGACCAACAAACUGAAACAAAGCUCAACCACGUCCUCUCCGUCUAAGGGUCCGACCCGGACCACUGAAAGGAGGAAGAGGUCAGAGGAGAGGAAAGGAGGAGAGGCAGGGGAAGGGGGCGAGAAAUCUGGGAAGCCUCUAGUCCGGCAGGGUAGCUUUACUAUUGAGAAACCCAGUUCAAGUAUCCCUUCAGAGCUCAUCCCUCGUAUCAACAGAGGCAACAAUGGGCGCGAGCGCAGCGACUCUGUGGGCAGCAUGGAUACAGCUACUCUGCUUAAGGACACAGAGGCUGUCAUGGCGUUCCUAGAGGCUAAGCUGAGAGACGAGAACAAACUAGACCAGAAAGGUGGUAAAGCUACAGGCCCCAGCCUCCCUGCCCGGACUGACUCCAUCUCUCCCGAAUCAGAUGUGGACACAGCCAGCACAGCUAGUCAUGCUGCUGCAGAGGCAGGCGGGAAGACCGCAGCCGGCAGCAUGCAAAAGCGAAAGUCUCUCAGCAGCAUGCAUCGGGAAAAGAGCAAUAUGAGCACAGCUUCUAAGACGGCCUCUGGAAACGGCAGCGCCCGUGAACGCUUGGAGAGGAAGGCUAAAGGUAGAACGGCCGAAGCGACGACCCGGACCGACACGCGUCGCUCCGCUCAGCCCUCGUCUGCUUCCUCCAGAGCACGGCAGCCUUCUCUGGAUCUCACCGAUGACGACCAGACCUCUUCGUUUCCCAUCUCUGACAUUCUUUCUUCAGACCAGGAAACCUAUUCUGGGCCUUUGGGGAACUCAGCACAUAGAAGAGGGUCUGAAGAUGUCCUCUGUUCCAACAGCAGGUCUUCCAAAACGUCCAUGAGCGGUGCGUCCAAAUCCAGCCGAAAUCUGCAGGCAGCAACAGCCUCCUCGCUCAGCAAGCAGGCCUCUCUGCCUCAGCCACGCCCCACCAGAGCCUCCCUUCUCCGCCGUGCCCGACUGGGGGAUACAUCUGACACGGAUCUGGCUGAUGCAGACCGGGUUUCUGUAGCCUCCGAGGUUUCCACGACAAGCUCCACCUCUAAGCCACCAACCGGCCGGAAGGGGAUGACCCGGCUGGACCUGCUGGCUCAGCCGCGGAAGAACCGUCUGGGCUCCAUCUCAGCGCGCAGCGACUCUGAGUGCACAGUGAACCGGCCCUCCGCUUCUUCGGCCCGCCUGUCCGCAGAGACCGCUCUUCGUCUCGGCUUGCGCUCCUCAACACCCACAGAGAAUCGGCUGACGCCGAGGAUGAGAGCCAACAGUGUGUCAAAACUCAACGAGCCCAAGGCCAAAACCACUACAUCUGGAUACUGCUCGCCCACAGAAAGCUCUCAGCCUGAACCUGCAGAUGGGGAUGCUGAGGAAGAGCUAAUGGUGUCCAGCAGCAGCAGGUGGCGCCGCCUGCCGCCCGAGUACGGCUCCACGUCUGAGGAAGAGUUCGGCUCCGGCCGCAACUCUGCCAAGCACGGGGUUCGCUCCCACGUCCGGCCGCAUCAUCUCGUCCAACACCGCGGCUCGCGGCUCGGCUCCACCACGAGCUCAGGAGCCCCGGGUGUGGCGCCGAGUCCCGGCGGAGCUGCCAUCAAACACCGCAUGAAGGAGCAAGAGGGCUACAUCAGGGACUGGACCGCUCACAGCGAAGAAAUAGCCAGGUUAUUCCCCUGUGUGCGCAGGAUCAGCCAGGACCUGGCUAAGGACUUGGCCAUCUUGGCUCGUGAGAUCCACGACGUGGCCGGUGAGAUCGAUUCGGUCAGCUCCUCCGGCACCGCCCCGAGCACCACCGUCAGCACGGCUGCCACCACCCCGGGCUCGGCCAUCGACACCCGGGAAGAGGUAGGCCCUGCACGUCCCGCGCAGCCGGACACACAGGAGAGCAUGAAACAGCUGGUGGAUCGAGUGUUUGAUGAGAGCCUCAAAUUCAGGAAGAUCCCUCCAGUUAUCUCAUCCAAUAAGCCGCCAGAGAUUAACGGAAAGCCUGUGGAGCACCAGCCCCGGGCUCCUGACAGCCGGGAGCCACGGGCCCUAAGGAGGCGCACCUGGAACCGAGAGGAGGCGGUCUUGGACAGCCUCCUGAUCCACUCGGUAUCUCAGCUGUCAACCAAGAUCAGACACUCUGUUGACAGGACAGCAGGAAAGAUCAGGAUCUUGUUCAAAGACAAGGACAGAAACUGGGAUGACAUUGAGUGUAAGCUGAAGACGGAGAGCGACGUUCCACUUCUUAAAACCUCCAACAAGGAAAUCUCUUCGAUUUUUCUGGAACUAAAGAGAGUUGAGAAACAGCUCCAAGUGAUUAACGUGAUGGUGGACCCAGAUGGGACUCUGGACGCCUUGGCCAGCCUCAGCCUGAGCAGCCCCACCGCCCCCCCGGCCAAACCCCAAACCGCCAAAACGACGCUCCCCUCCGCCUCCAGCCCAGCCAAAGAGUCGCUGCCCGAGAUCCUCCCUGGGCCAGGAGGCUCAGCGGUCUCCAGGCUUCAGUCUUCCACCACCAGCACAGAGGGCAGCACGCGAGAAAGCAUCGUGGGUUUGGCCCUAACGGGGGUCGGAGGGCUGCCCUUCAGUCGCAGGCGGCCGAGCGGGGAGGAGGCCAUCGCACAGAAAUGAGCGGGAGGUCUGCCUGAUGAGCCAUGAAUAAACAUGAGCAUGGAUUAGUGAGUAGGCGGCCUGCAGAUGGACAGUCUUCUUUUUACCCCACGGUGGCCAUUUUGCCGGCUACAAUAUCAAUAAGCAGCAGAAAUCCUGGUCAGAAACAAACGGGGACUCACUACCCCAC